This is a messenger RNA of Eublepharis macularius, 570 nucleotides long. Its product is annotated as guanylyl cyclase-activating protein 1-like. The coding region runs from base 1 to 570 and encodes 189 amino acids. Gene Ontology annotation, molecular function: calcium sensitive guanylate cyclase activator activity; calcium ion binding. NCBI's taxonomy places the organism in Eukaryota, Metazoa, Chordata, Lepidosauria, Squamata, Eublepharidae. The record is from RefSeq and is a predicted model, not a curated record. The transcript is spliced from 4 exons.
AUGGGAGGCAACAGCAACAGCACCCUGGAUGACCUGCAGACGGUGGAGAUCCACCACUGGUACAAGAAAUUCAUGACGGAGUGUCCUUCUGGGCAGCUGACGGAACACGAAUUCAAGCAGUUCUUUGGGCUCCGGGGUCUAGAUCGAGAGGCGAAUAAGUAUAUAGAGCAGAUGUUUCGCACCUUCGACAUGAACAAGGAUGGCUACAUUGACUUCAUGGAGUACGUGGCUGCCCUCAGCCUCGUCUUGCGGGGAAAGAUGGAGCAGAAGCUACGCUGGUAUUUCAAGCUCUACGACGUGGACGGCAAUGGCUGCAUCGACCGACAAGAACUGCUCAAUAUCAUUAAGGCAAUCCGUGCCAUCAACGGCUGCAACCACGAGACGACUGCCCAAGAAUUCACCAACCGUGUCUUUGACAAGAUUGACCUCAAUGGCGAUGGUGAACUUUCACUGGAGGAGUUUGUGGAAGGGGCAAAGGAAGACAAGGAAUUCAUGGACGUGAUGAUGAAGAGUCUGGAUCUAACCCACAUCGUAACCAUGAUCAACACCCGGCGGCGCAGCAGUGUCUAA